This is a messenger RNA of Phycomyces blakesleeanus NRRL 1555(-), 1503 nucleotides long. RefSeq lists its product as hypothetical. Gene Ontology annotation, molecular function: protein binding. Lineage: Eukaryota; Fungi; Mucoromycota; Mucoromycetes; Mucorales; Phycomycetaceae. The record is from RefSeq and is a predicted model, not a curated record. Bases 1 to 1503 code for a protein of 500 amino acids. The transcript has 10 exons.
AUGUCUUCUGAUGAAGAUGACCUUGACUUGAACGACGACACUACUUCUCAAUUAGACAAUGCUACAGACGAUGGUGAUGUAAUGGACAUUGAAGACCCCUUACCUUCUGCUCGAAGUUCACCGGCACCUCAACAGGAGUUAAUGGACACAAACACAUCUCACAGACAACGUCUCUGUUUGUGCAUCUCACCAGACGCAAGGAUCUGUAGAUCCUACGACUGUGUUGCUGCUAUUCACCCUAAUCCAAUCUAUAGUUUGGCAGCAACUCGAUGUUAUCGGUGGAUAUUUACAGGAUCGGAUGAUGGCUAUGUACGAAAAUGGGAUUUCUUUGCAUCGAUGAAUGGCAAACUACUUCUCACUCAAGCACAAAGACAUCAGCAUGUUGAAUCUGUGAGCAUGGCUGGUGUCCUGAGUUCUUGGUGGGAGCAUGAAGAACAUCCAGAACCUGUUGCCAAAAUAGAACCAGUCGAUUCUACCGGAGAGGAAAGUGCUGGUACACAGGCUGUUCAAGGGCCACUACUAGAACCCAAGGCAUCUCCUGUAUACAGCAUGGACGUUCAUGCAGAAGCACUCUGGAUGGUUCUAGGCUGUGACAAUGGUAGCAUUAAUCUUGUCACUGUACGACAUGAGGAAGGCAAGUGCCGUAAUGUGUUAAGACAUCACAAGGGUCCAGUAUCGGUCUUGAAGAUCACUCCAAGCGAAACAGGUGUCAUCAGUGGCUCUUGGGACCGGACUGUAGCCGAGUGGGAUCUUCACACAGGCACAAUAGUCAGAUCAUACCAAGGUCACAACUCACAGAUUGCAUCGGUCGCCUUUCAACCUAUCUACACACCCUAUGUGCCUACAAACACAUCAAAAGACACCCAAGAUAAAUCUGUUCUUGACACCACAGAUAAUCCUGACUCUGCGCAACCCACAGACCCUAGCUUGAUCUGGGACCAAAAGAACCCUGACAUUCUGCUAACAACCAGUGUCGACGGCCAAUGUUUGUUGUGGGAUCGACGGGAACCUUCAAAUGAUGCACGAAAAUUAGGGGUACCAGAACGUACCCCACCUUGGUGCUUAUCCGCAUGCUGGAGUACUGACGGCACAAAGAUAUAUGCAGGUCGGCGCAAUGGAACAGUUGAUGAAUAUGACUAUGCUUCUCAAAAGCAUAUCCAGACCUUCCGUAUGCCAUCGAAUUCCGGUCCUGUAUCUUAUGUUAGCAGUAUGCCAAAUGGAAAACAUUUGAUAUGUGCUUCAAAUGAUAAUGUGCGCCUCUGGGACACAUCAUUAGAUUCUGCAUUUACCAUCCGACCAGGAGUUGAACAAGAAUUUGUAAAACCCUCGAAAACACCAUCAGUAAUUCCUUUUAUCAUUUUGCCUGGUCAUCAUGGAGGAGUUAUCUCACAUAUAUAUGUUGACCCAACAUGUCAGUACAUGAUCACCACGUCUGGAAAUAGAGGCUGGGAAGGUAGCUCUACAAAUGCAUGUCUAUUUUAUGAUAUUAGUCCUGUUGUUUAA